CUUCCCUCGGAUAGGCUGGAAUUGAACGAUAGGCUGAAGGUGUUGUUUCUCGAGAAAUUGAAGGGGUUGAAGGAGGGUGUGUUGGUGGAGAAGUGGAUGAAGAAAUUGGAUUAUGUGGAAGAUGAAAUUAGAAGGAUUUCUAGCGUCUUGAGAGAUAAGGGAAGGUUGCGGGUUUUCAAUGAGCUGUGUGAGAAAAGGGAGGUUUUGGUGGGUGAGACUACCUUUAUAUCCAACAGGAUUGAGGAAUUCAGAAAUGGCAUUAGGUCUAUUGAGGAGGAUUUAUAUGCUGAUGAUGAGGGAAUGCAGGAGGCUCGAUGACGGACUGCCUAUUUAUGCCCAUCGCCGCGAGAUCAUGAAGCAGAUAUACUGCUAACAGGUGACAGUACUUAUAGGUGAGACCGGUUCAGGAAAGAGCAAGCAGUUGGUUCAGUUUCUUGCUGAUUCUGGAAUAUGUGGAGACGGUGCCAUUAUUUGCACGGAUCCAAGAAAACUUGCUGCAAUCACAUUGGCGGAGAGGGUGAAAGAUGAAAGCUUUGGGUGCUAUGAUGAUACUCCAGUUGUGUGUCACCAGUCAUAUUCAUCGCUUCAGGAGUUUGAGUCCAACGUGGUGUUUGCUACUGAUCAUUGCCUGUUGCAGCACUACAUAAGCGACAAUCAACUAUCCAUGGUAUCUUGCAUUAUUGUUGACGAGGCUCAUGAAAGGAGCUUGAACACAGAUCUCCUUCUGGCUUUGCUCAAGACUCUACUCUGUCAGAGGCCCUGUCUCAGGCUUAUCAUCAUGUCUGCUACCGUGGAUGCAGACCGAUUCUCUGAUUACUUUUUUGGCUGUAGGACCUUGCAUGUGUCUGGGAGAAACUUCCCUGUUGUUAAAUAUGAACCCUGCCAUUCUCAAGUGUCUAAAUUAAUGCCGUCGUAUGUACAUGAUGUUCUAACUACAGUAGUGAAGAUCAACAAGACUGAGAGGGAAGGCACUAUUCUCGCAUUCUUGACGUCACAGAGUGAAGUAGAAUGGGCUUGUGAGAAUUUCCAAGCUUCGUACGUUGUAGCAUUGCCCUUACAUGGAAAACUUUCAUAUGAAGAACAGCAUAAAGUGUUUCUAACCUAUCCAGGUAAAAGAAAAGUGAUAUUUUCCACCAAUGUUUCUGAGACAUCACUGACAAUACCCGGCGUCAAGUAUGUGGUUGACCCUGGAAUGGCAAAAGAGAGCAUGUAUGAACCUGCUACAGGGAUGAACAUUCUCAAGGUUAGCAGAAUCAGUCAGAGCUCUGCUAAACAACGAGCUGGUUGUGCUGGGAGAACAGAGCCUGGGACAUGCUAUAGACUCUACUCUGAAGAUGAUUUUAAAUCAAUGCUACCACACCAGGAACCAGAAAUUCGCAAGGUGCAUCUUGGCGUAGCAAUUUUAAAAAUCGUGGCAUUGGGUGUGAAGGAUCUGCAGGAGUUUGACUUUGUUGAUGCACCUAGUGCCAGUUCCAUAGAUAUGGAUGUCAGAAAUCUUGUUCAGCUAGGAGCAAUUGUGCUGAAAAACGAUGCGUAUGAGUUAACAAGUGAAGGGAAAGACAUAGUGAAGUUGAGUAUUGAGCCUCGGCUUGGUAAAAUAAUUUUACAAUCCUUCCGCCAGCGGUUGGGUAAAGAGGGUCUUGUUCUUGCUGCAGUAAUGGCAAAUUCUAGUAGCAUAUUUUGCAGAGUCGGAACGGUGGAUGCUAAGUUGAAAUCUGAUUGCCUGAAAGUGAUGUUUUGCCAUCCUAGCGGCGAUCUUUUCACAUUUCUUGGCGUUUACAGAGAGUGGGAAGCUGUUCCGCGUGAAAAGAGAAACACUUGGUGUUGGGAAAAUAGCAUUAAUGCAAAGACAUUAAGGAGAUGCCAGGACACUGUUAUGGAAAUGGAAGCUUGCCUUAAAAAUGAAUUGAAUAUCAUUGUGCCACACUAUUGGCUUUGGAAUGGUGAGCAUGAAAAAAGUUUGAAAAAAGUAACACUCUCUUCCUUGCCUGGAAAUGUGGCUAUGUACUCUGGCCACGAUCAACACGGUUAUGAAGUGGCACUAACAAAGAAACAUGUGCAGUUGCAUCCUGCGUGUUCUUUGUUCAACUUCGACCAAAGGCCGGCCUGGGUGGUUUUCUUGGAAAUAUUAUCUGUGUCAAAUGAGUAUUUGGCAUGUGUUACAGCAUGUGAUUUUGAUUGUUUUCCGACCCUGUCUCCUUCUCUACCAUUUGAUUUCUUGGCAAUGAACAGGCAACGGUUGCAGAAGAGGGUUCUAUCAGGGUUUGGAAGUGUUCAGUUAAAAAGGUUUUGUGGGAAAGCUAAUAGCAAUGUGCGCUUUCUUGAAUCAAAAGUAAGAGAGUCGUGUGCUGAUGAAAGGAUUGGUGUUGUGGUUGAUGUUGACCAGAAUGAGGUGCUUGUGUAUGCUUCUUCACAGCAUAUUGAGAGAGUGAUGGGUUUAGUUGUAGAAGCAUUGGAGUAUGAAAAGAAGCUAUUGCGGAAUGAGUGUAUUGAGGAAUUUAUGUAUGGCCCUAAGGUCUUGAACUCCGUUGCUCUCUUUGGUGCUGGUGCUGAGAUAAAGCAUCUGGAACUUGAGAACAGAUGCCUGUCUGUUGACAUAUAUCAUUCUAAUGUUAGCGCACUUGAUCGGAAAGAGCUUCUACUCUUUAUUGAGAGUUUCACUUCGGGUUUGGUUUGCUCUGUUAGCAGGUUCUAUGUCUCUAGUCAGGAAAAUGAAGAGAAGGACAAGUGGGGAAGGGUGACAUUUUUUACUCCUGAUGCUGCAGAGAAGGCUUCUGCGUUGAAUGAUGUCGAAUUUAGUGGUGGUUUGUUAAGGGUCGUUCCUUGUAUAAAAAAUCAAGACAGUGAUCUCAGAAUGAUGUCGUCCAAUCGUAUCAAAGCCAAAAUUUCGUGGCCUCGUCGGCGCAGCAAAGGGAUUGCAUUUGUGAAAUGCAAUCCAGAUGAUGUCGAAGCAAUGGUGAAUGAUCUCGCCAAUCUAGUUAUUGGUGAUACGCGUGUUUGGUGUACACCAAGUGCUAAGUUUCGAGACAGCAUUAGAAUUACUGGGCUUGACAGGGAGCUUUCUCAAGAAGAUAUACGUCCCGUCAUAAGAGCUUCGACAAGUAGGCAAAUCACGGACUUCUUUCUGUUGCUAGAGAAUGCAAAUGACGAUCUUCUACCACCACCACCGGCUUGUGAGGAUGCCAUUUUGCGAGAAAUUUCUUCCUUCAUGCCUAGAAGGAUCCAGGGUGCCCCGGUUAACGUUAAGGUAUUUCCACCAGAAGCAAAGGACAGUAUCAUGAGAGCCCAAAUUGAUUUUGAUGGAAAUUUAUAUUUGGAGGCAGCCAGGGCCCUGGAGCAUAUCGACCGAAAAGUACUACCUGGGUGUGGCUCGUGGCAAAAAAUUGUAUGUCGUCCACUGUUUAAUGGCUCUGUGUAUUGCCCUCCCUCUGUAUAUCAUGUUAUCGAGAACGAGUUUCAUCAUCCCCUCAGAAGGCUUCAGCGUGAUCCGCGUUAUCAAGGUGUAGAAUGGUGUAUGGAGAAAACCAAUAAUGGUGGCUACCGAGUAAAGAUAUCGGCUAGCGCCACUAGACUUGUUUUCGAGUUGGAAAAGUCUCUGUCGGAGCUCGUUGGAGGGACAAUUAUACAUCAUCCGGAUAUAACCCCGGCUGUUCUUGAGAUUCUUUUUUCGCAGGAUGGGGUAAUGCUUAUGAAAUCUGUUGAGGGAGGGACUGGAACGCAUAUAUUCUUCGAUAAGCAGAAAAUGACUUUGAGAGUCUAUGGUCCCCCAGAAAAGAUGGAGUAUGCACAGCAGAGUUUAGUCAAAGGUCUCCUAACCCUAUAUGACAGUAGGCAACUCGAGAUUCGACUUUGCAAUGGAGUCUUCCCUUCUGAUAUGAUGAAGAGAGUUGUUGAGCGUUUCGGGCCGGAUCUUAACGGACUUAGAGAUAAAGUGCCAGAGGUGGAGUUGUCUUUAAAUGCAAGACGUCACGCUAUAUCUGUUAAAGGUAGCAGAGCAUUGAUGCAAGAAGUCGAAAGCAUACUGCGCGAUCUUGCACAGCCAAGCGCGUUGCAAAGCCCGGAGAAUGAUCAUGAUAGUGCUUGUUUCCUCUGUCUAUGUGAAGUGGAGCCGUGCGAUUCUCACAUGCUUGAGGACUGCCAUCACAAAGCCUGCAAGUCAUGUUUGUUGAGGCAGUUUGAAUCUGUUAUCCAAAGUCGCGGACGUUUCCCGUUGCUCUGUUCUAAAUGGGAUUGCGAGGCUAAAAUCGCGGUUGCUGAUUUGAGGUCUUUGCUGUGUAAAGAGAAACUCGAUGAACUUUUCGAGGCUUCGUUGGGUGCAUACGUGGAAGCGAGUGGAGGUGCUUUGCAGUUUUGCCCGUCGACCGACUGUCCUUCAGUGUACAGAGCAGCGGGUCCCAGUGGCCCCGCUGCAGCCUUCAAAUGCGGGGUGUGCUUCAUGGAGACGUGUACCAAGUGCCACGUUGAGUACCACCCGCUCCUGUCCUGCGAGAGGUAUCGCGAGCUGAAAGUUGAUCCCGAUGUAUCGCUCAGGGAGUGGUGCAUAGGGAAAGAUAACGUGAAGACGUGCCCGGGGUGUGGGUUCACGGUUGAGAAGGUGGACGGGUGCAACCACGUUUCGUGUAGGUGCGGGAGACAUGUUUGCUGGGUAUGCUUGGAUUCGUUCGACAGGGCCGAAGACUGCACCAGUCAUAUCAGCUUUGGACACCCAAACAUGUUGUAAGAUAUGCUUCAUGUAAUAUGAAAAAUAGUGUUGGUUGCCAUUUUUAUUCCCUUUAAUUGAUAGUAAUUAUUAUGCAUUCAUCA
Salvia splendens (bonfire salvia) is the source of this 4803-nucleotide messenger RNA. RefSeq names its product ATP-dependent RNA helicase DEAH11, chloroplastic-like. Gene Ontology annotation, cellular component: intracellular anatomical structure. Gene Ontology annotation, molecular function: zinc ion binding; RNA binding; ATP binding. NCBI's taxonomy places the organism in Eukaryota, Viridiplantae, Streptophyta, Magnoliopsida, Lamiales, Lamiaceae. The record is from RefSeq and is a predicted model, not a curated record.